AUGCGUUUACUCUUUUACCUUUUACCAGCUCUGCUGCCUGCCUUGGCAGCACCCACAGGCUCAACGGAUGACGGGGAUGAUUGCGACUUGUCUGAUGAGACCGAAAAGCUGAACAUUAACGAGGUUAAUGACGGACCCACGGACGAUGGUUCCGCAGGUAUCGGAGUCGAGUUCGAGAGUCCGUGGUUCUAUUUCAAGAGUGAUGGUUGCAGUGCAGAUGAUACAAAUGCAGCGAAGAAAGAGCUCGUAGCCGGGCGCAAAGGCGACAACUGGAUGUUGACGGCAGACACGGGAGCAGGCACCUCAAAACUCCAGGCAGAGUACAUUGUGGACGGCCGGAAAGUCAAGGUUGGCAAGGGCACAGCCCAAACCGCCGGUAAGGAGAUUGCAGAGGAUCUGCGUAAAUGGUCACCAUGGACAGGACGAAAGGGCGGGAAGAAAGUCUAUUUGACAGUUGCGAACAACAAAUGCAAUCCAUGGUAUAUCGAUUCGCCAGGCCCUGAUGACGACGCCGACAAUGUGCCCUGGGAACCUCAGGUCACUGCGCCAAUGCCACUCGAGGCAGUCUACUAUCUGAUGAAACUCCAACAGGCGGCUUUGGACAAGAACACCGCUUCAACAAAUGUUCUUACCGGGUCUCCAGUUCGCUUUGCAGAUGACUUCGUCCUAGUCACAAAGCAAUAUUUUACCUCAAAGCCAAACGGUAUCGACCCAAACACUAUUACCGAUGAUGUGCUUGCAUUCUGCUCCUUGGUCUUGACAUACGCCAAGAACGCCAAAUACAAAAUGUCAGGAGAUCAGAGUCCUAAGUUCUUCACAUCUUUCAUGCCGCGAAAUGACUUUACUACACUAUAUAACGUCGUGCAAGAUAAGCUCAAGGGCGAUCUUUGGGAUCUCGUCAAUACUCUUGCUUGCUACAAGAGAAAAGUUACAAAGGAAAACAAGAUUGUGACUAAAUCGGGCCUAGUUCUUGACAAGGAAUUCUGUUCCGGAACGCUCGCUAAGCCAGUUCCAGGCAGCAAGUUGAGUGGACUGCAGUACGAGAACGCCAAUGCCAACGUGGAGGCAGGAAAAACAAUGAGCAUCAAAAGCUGGGUCGAAAACAUGAAGACGAAUGACUUACUCCGUCAGUUUGAUCAAUACAUUGAUGGCUCCCUCGGAGGUCUUGGGACCCGGAUGGAAACAAUGUAUAAUUCGGAUCGCAAAGCGCCACUGUUCGAAUUUCGGGAUAUUCCGGAUAAAAAGACGUCGGAGAUCGAGCAAUACAUGGCGGAUGUCGACAAAGAGAUCCAAACGCUUCAUGAUAAGUACAAGAGCGCACCCGCCAGUUGA
Molecule: messenger RNA, 1332 nt
Organism: Penicillium canariense
Lineage: Eukaryota; Fungi; Ascomycota; Eurotiomycetes; Eurotiales; Aspergillaceae
Exons: 3
Coding region: 1-1332 (443 amino acids)
Source: RefSeq, a predicted model, not a curated record